Molecule: messenger RNA, 966 nt
Organism: Aspergillus sclerotioniger CBS 115572
Lineage: Eukaryota; Fungi; Ascomycota; Eurotiomycetes; Eurotiales; Aspergillaceae
Product: putative short chain dehydrogenase/ reductase
Exons: 4
Coding region: 1-966 (321 amino acids)
Source: RefSeq, a predicted model, not a curated record
AUGAUUUUCCUUAACGCGCGUCGCUUACGUGACAAGUUCUGGCCGGAGCCUUUGCCCCCGCCGGGGUCUUUCGAGGGACAAACGGUCCUCGUUACAGGGGCCACCGCGGGUCUGGGUCUGGCUGCCGCAGUUCAUUUCGCGACCCUAGGAGCACGAGUGAUCAUGACGACGCGGAGUUUGGCCCGGGGCGAAUCUGCUAGGGAGUACGUCGAACAACGCGCUGGCAUCAUGGGACAAGGAAAGGUUCAUCUCAUGGAAUUGGAUAUGAAUCUAUACUCAUCCUGCGUGUCGUUCGUCAACCAAUUAAAGCAGAGCGAGAUGGGUCUUGACGUCGCUAUCUUAAACGCCGGGAUUAUCAACGUCGACUUUACCCAGAGUCCAGAGGGAUGGGAACAAACAAUCCAAAUAAACACACUCAGCACUACCCUCCUCGGUCUUCUCCUACUGGAAUGGAUGAAGCACUCGCGCAGAGACACCACAAACACCCCACAUCUGGUCUUCGUUACCUCACGAGACCAUCUCGAUCCGGACAUCACCACAUGGACUGAAUGGUCAGAACAACCCGGCAUUCUGCGACAUUUCAGCGACGAGGACAACUGGCCUGUUGGGCAGCUUGAUCCUAACUAUGCCAUUAGCAAGUUGUUGUUGACGUAUGCGGUGGAGGAGAUAUGUAAACUGGCUGUGCGGAGGGAUGGAUCGGUGGAUAUCAUAGUCAACACAGUCUGUCCUGGACUCGUCGCUACAGACCUUGCGCGAGAUGUGGCUAGAAGCUCCACUUUGAUGCAGUUCUUGGUGCCGGUGUAUCAAGGUUUACUGGGUAAAUCGGCGGAUUAUGGUGCGAGGUUUUAUGUUAAGGCUGCGUGUAUGGGGGAGGAUGGACAUGGGAAAUAUGUUCAGUCGACUUUUACGGAUGAGGAAUAUCAAAGGUAUGCAUCAUACUUCCUACUAUUCCAAGGAAAAGACUAA